AUGGUCAAGACCUCGACUGCCACUGGCUGGUCUGCGCUGUUCCUCGCUGCACAAGUGGCACUUUCGCCGGUGGCAGGUUCACCGCUGAAUGUGAUCGAGACGCCUCUCCUGGAGAGGACCCACUCUGCUGGGCAGAAGCGCGAUCACUCACUCACAAUGACCUUCUAUUCUGAAGCGAACUGCGAUGGCACUCCUUUCUUGCUGAGUGACACCGGGUCGUCAGCGGACGCUGGGGAGACCGGUUGCUUCGCUCCGUAUGAUCCCUCCAAUGGUAACCAGAAGUGUGCAAAGGCUGUAAAGGUUUCAAUCCACAGUACCUGGUCGGGCACAGGUUAUGUCCUCUCCUUGUACCAGUACCCGCAGUGCAACGGGGAAGUACACUCCUUUUACCACGACAAUGUUAGCCCCGAGACCUGGCCUGUCUGUUAUCCCCUUCCGGAUAGCAGCUGCUUCGACAGCACCCGUAUCGCCUUUUUCUGA
This is a messenger RNA of Apiotrichum porosum, 480 nucleotides long. RefSeq lists its product as uncharacterized. Lineage: Eukaryota; Fungi; Basidiomycota; Tremellomycetes; Trichosporonales; Trichosporonaceae. The coding region runs from base 1 to 480 and encodes 159 amino acids. The transcript has a single exon. The record is from RefSeq and is a predicted model, not a curated record.